AUAAAAGUUAUCAAAUUUAUUGGUUUGUUUGUUUAUCUUUGUACCUAGUUCCGUUAAUUAUUUAUUAAAAUAGUUUAUUUCCGCCAGGUUAAGUAGCUUUUUAUUGCUAGAUAGAGUAUGUUGGAUCUAGAAUUUGACUAUUUUUUUGAAGAAGACAAGAUAUAAGCGUUGAAAUACCAGUUAAGUCUAUUAUUACAAGAUGACAACGCCUGAUAACGAAGAUUUACUGAAGUUUUUGGAAAAAAAUGAAGAUGCAUCUUCGUCGGAACAACCCACAGAAGUAUAUUUGGGUACUCCAGAAUUGGAAGUUAUCCAAUUUGAUUUGACACUUGUUGACAAAUAUCAUCGAGAAAAUACAAUGGGAAUGACGGUGACGUCUGGAAGUGUCACCAUAAGAAAAGAUGAUAAUAACCUGAUCGGUAUCAGCAUUGGUGGCGGGUCACCUUUAUGUCCUUGUUUAUAUAUUGUCCAAAUUUUUGACAAUACAGCCGCAGCAAAAGAUGGAACCUUGCAAUCAGGAGAUGAGUUGGUUUCGGUGAACGGUCAAUCUGUAAAAGGAAAAACGAAAGUUGAAGUAGCGAAAAUGAUCCAAGCUGCAAAGGAUGAAGUUAUUAUCAAUUAUAAUAAGUUACAUGCUGAUCCUGGACAAGGUAAAAGUUUGGAUAUCAUCAUGAAGAAAAUGAAACAUCGGCUGGUCGAAAAUAUGAGUUCUUCAACGGCCGACGCGUUGGGUCUAUCAAGAGCAAUUUUGUGUAACGAUACAUUAGUAAAGAAAAUGCAAGAGCUGCAAGAUACCGAAGUUAUGUAUAGAGGACUUGUUGACCAUUGUAAGAGAAUGCUUCAAGCUCACAUGGAGUUGCAACAGGCAGUUAAAGCAAUGGGGGAUAUUUUUUCUGGAAUAGCAGUAAGAGAACCUCAACCCCGAGCAAGCGAAGCGUUUCGAUUAUUUGGUGAACAACAUCGCAGUAUUGAAAAAAUGGGUUUGGAGAUGGUAAAAAAAGUAAAACCAGUACUUUCAGAUGUUGGAACAUAUCUCUACAAAGCGAUUCCAGAUACAAGACUUACAGUAAAAAAAUAUGCUGAUACCAAAUUUGAAUAUCUUGCGUAUUGUUUAAAAGUUAAAGAAAUGGACGAUGAAGAAUGUAGUUACGCUGCCUUACAAGAACCGCUUUAUAGAGUUGAAACUGGAAAUUAUGAAUAUAGGUUAAUUUUACGAUGCCGACAACUCGCCAGAUCCAGAUUUGCUAAAUUGAGAGCAGAUGUAUUGGUAAAAAUGGAACUUUUGGAUAACAAGCAUGUACAAUCACUUGGAGGUCAUUUGGUUAAAGUCAUAAGAGGUCUGGCUGAACUACAUACAAGAACUGUAGAAUUACUAAAUGGGCCUGCGCUAUUUCCGGUGGAGGUUGAUUUAACUACUAACGCUUUCCAGUAUAAAUCUACAACCCCUGUAACACAGUAUAAUGACGAUGACAAAGAAGUCGAAGAAGGGGAAGAAAUACUGGACAUUGAUCAUGAGGACUUAAUCGCAAACUUUACAAAACCUAGUGCACCAAAUGACCUUGAAAAUAAUGAUCUGCUUCUACCAGACCUUUCAAAUGUUAUACAAAAUGAGCCGAACUACGACGACAUGGACAACUGGGCACUUUUAUCUUCUCUGUGUUUGCAAGACAGUCCUCAAAAUAAACCUCUUUUGACAGACUUAGAUUAAAUAUCACUUCAAUAAAAAAAAGUACAUUUUACUUGAAAUAAAUCAAUUAUAAUUAGUAUAUUACAAUAUCGUGUUGUUUAACAACAGUGAAUAUAUA
Diabrotica balteata is the source of this 1805-nucleotide messenger RNA. Lineage: Eukaryota; Metazoa; Arthropoda; Insecta; Coleoptera; Chrysomelidae. The record is from the annotation of a GenBank genome assembly.